CCACCAUGUCACUUUAGUACAAAUGAGCUUCCUCUGACCAUGCGUAAAAUCUUUUGAUCAUGCGCAGAAAGGAACUAUGAACUGGCUUGUACAGCUGGGAGCCGAGCGAACAGUUAUCGUCACGCCCAUCCUCGGUAUAAAACACAUCUCACACAUCAACGGUACUGACUUGACCAGAUAGACCGAUAUAAUUAUACUGAAUCUAUAUUCACAAAGAAGGCAGAAAAUCACCAUGGCAAGUCGAUCAACAUAUGGAAUGACUGCUGAGUUGACGAAUAAGGCUGCUAAGUUUGAUACAGAAAUGGCGACCAAGGCGCUUGUUUGGAUUGCUGCUGUACUUGAAACGGGACCGCCCGAAUCACAACAAUUGGCGAGCUCAGUUGGACCUGUAAGCCCUGAAAUUAGUGAAAAGGAUGUCCACGAGCUUCUCAAAGAUGGCGUCGUCCUUUGUCAUUUAAUCAACGUUAUCAAGCCGGGGUCAGUGAAGCAAAUCAACUCUUCUAAGAUGGCUUUUAAACAGGUAAGUACGUUAUUGUUGUCAUUUUGUUACUUGAGUAUUCGAGUUAUCCCAAGUGUCUAAUCGGGAUCUGCCGAUUAUUCGAUUUUUGUAAAUUUUGCUAAUCGAUUACCUAUCGGCGGCAAGCCAUCUGAACCAUUCGAUCAAUCGAUGUUUACACCCAGGCCUAUUAUUUACGAU
Molecule: messenger RNA, 697 nt
Organism: Lytechinus variegatus (green sea urchin)
Lineage: Eukaryota; Metazoa; Echinodermata; Echinoidea; Temnopleuroida; Toxopneustidae
Product: calponin-3-like
Exons: 3
Coding region: 233-580 (115 amino acids)
Molecular function (GO): protein binding
Source: RefSeq, a predicted model, not a curated record